This is a messenger RNA of Cylindrotheca closterium, 225 nucleotides long. NCBI's taxonomy places the organism in Eukaryota, Bacillariophyta, Bacillariophyceae, Bacillariales, Bacillariaceae. The record is from the annotation of a GenBank genome assembly.
AUGGCCAACUUUGUCUUCUCUCUACUUUGGGCUGUCCUUCUCAUCUUUAUUGCAUGGCCAGUUGCUGGAAUCUGCUGCGCCCUGUGGUUGCUUCUGCAGCCAUUUGAAGCUUGCUUGAGUUUCAUCAAGGGAAUCACUGGUUUCCUAGAGAAGUUGAUUACCUGGCCCCGUGAUGUCGGUCAUGCCAUCGCCAGUGGUUCCUCUUCAUUCCCUGCUCCGUUGUAA